AUGGCUCAAUUGAACUCACCAGAUCGAAUGAUGGCAGCUCUGCGCCAGUAUGAAAUCAAAGGAUUAAAAGAUAGCAUGGAAACAUGUGGACCAAAAAUACACGGUGAGACAGUUGAUAAUGUAGCAGGUAUCUAUGCUGGAGUCAGAGACUCCGCCCUUACUGUUCAUGGUAACCUGCAAGCCGAGAGACUGGGAAAGUACCUGGUCGACCGAGGCUUGAAAUUUGCCUACAUUUUCUCAUCGGACCUUCAACGAGCCUUCAAGACUGCUGGUGCCAUACACAAAGCCGAAGAAGCCAAGCAGCCAGAUCAAGAGCAUGGAAGGAAUGCUGUCACGCAGCUAGAAAUUCUUCGAGAGCAAGACUUCGGAUACUACGAAGGAAAACCAUUCUACGCACGCCCUCGAGACAACAAGCGGUCUGGUAAGGAAGAGCACAGGACGCAGCAUCAACAAUAUCCAGACUUCAAAGAUGUCGAAACCAAGGAGUCGAUGAGCGCAAGAAUGAACACAUUCGUUCAAGACUACCUCAUACCCGUAUUACAAACGGAAGAAGAGGAAGAAGAAUAUACUGUCGCCGUUGUGUCUCAUGGGAUUAUCUUGUCCCAUCUCUGGCGAUGUUUUCUCGGAGCUUUCGCACCGAACAGCGUCUCCCUUGCUCCAGGCCUUCCAAUGGGGAGAGAUGGCCCUACGCCCCUAGAGUACCUAGGCGGUUGGUCGAAUACUGGGUAUUUGGAACUCGAGGUUACUCGCAACGCAAAUGAUUCGAAUGUCAGCCCUGCGCAGGAGAGUUCAUCUACGCUUCUGGCUGGUCACAAGAUGAAUAUCAAAGCUGUGAAUGGAAAAGAGCAUCUUGCUGGUCUCAAGCGUACACGUGGGGUUGGUAGCUCGCAGCACGACGAGGGUCAGAAGAACAUUGACGCUUUCUUCAAGAAGCGCAAAGCGUGA
This is a messenger RNA of Bacidia gigantensis, 945 nucleotides long. RefSeq lists its product as uncharacterized. Gene Ontology annotation, biological process: fructose 1,6-bisphosphate metabolic process; negative regulation of glycolytic process; regulation of pentose-phosphate shunt. The transcript has 3 exons. Gene Ontology annotation, molecular function: fructose-2,6-bisphosphate 2-phosphatase activity. NCBI's taxonomy places the organism in Eukaryota, Fungi, Ascomycota, Lecanoromycetes, Lecanorales, Ramalinaceae. The record is from RefSeq and is a predicted model, not a curated record. Bases 1 to 945 code for a protein of 314 amino acids. Gene Ontology annotation, cellular component: cytosol.